AUGCCGGUAUUUCAUCCAGAGGACCAGGGACGGGAGUAUAGCUGUUGGUCUCCAGCUCUGCCUCUCCGUCGUCCCGUAACACCUCAGCAGCAUCAUCAUCAUCAUCAGGAACAGCCAGAUGUAGCAGUGGAGGAAGCUGUUGAAGACGAGAUCAUGAUAGACCAGUCUUCUCUCGAGCAGGGCAUGGAGACCCCCCGUCAUGGUCCUCAGACGAGCAGCCGUGAAGAGCUCAUACGGAGAAUCAAAGACGGCGAAAGCCCUACAUGGGUUCCCAACCGUGCUCUCGAAGAAUACUUUGCCACACAUGGUGACUCUCCGUUCGAGAGACUCGAGGAGAAGAAGAGGAAGAGCUCGCCUCUGCUGCCGCCUGUUGAGCUCGAACAGUCGCCGGAGCAGGAGAAAGCUCCCAGCUAUAGGUCCUGUGGCUCACCGGUCAGUAUUGAGCGGCCCAGAUCAGCUCUCCAUUCGGGAGAUUUCCGUGAGGGGUCUCCCAAGCCGCUCGGCAUAGAGCAGCUGGCACAGUCGUCUUCAUACCAGGAACCCGGAUGGGUCGACUCGAAUGUCCAUAUCCCUCCACCGCUGGAUCCCUUUGCCGGUGUCAGCUUCAAUCACCGCCAGGCCCUUGGUUCCCCUUCAGGAAGAUCCAGGGCUCCCUCUCUCGGCUCUGUUCCUUCAAGCUACGUGCUCAAGGCACCCACCAGCCCGCUGGUCAUCCAGGCAAACAAUCCAGACCUGGACUUCUCCCUCAAGGAUGAACAUAUGGAUGUAUGUUCAGCUGGCUCCGAAAAGGCCAGUAGACGACGGACUCUGCCCCCAGAAACGUUUCGAAACUUUCCCUCUUCUUCUUCUCCCCCGUCUUACUACCAGGCUCAUCAGCCCCGGAGAUCCAUCACCUCCAUGCGUAGCCUGCAGGUAGCCAGCUCCCCCCAGGGUGGACCGGACUUCUACCGUCCCAGGCGCCCUUCUCAGUCGGCGGAAGCGUCUCCCUUGCACCACGCCUCGAUGGUCGGAUCGUAUGAAGAAUCGAUCCUGAGAGGCAGGAUGUCCACCAACCCGUCCAAACCGCUGGAUUUCACUGCUGAGAUAGGGGUCCUCGGAAAAGGCAACUGCAAGUCUAACCUGAGAUGUCCGCCACACGUCAUGGUGCCGUUUCCCGCCGUAUUCUACAGCUACUCCGGCUCGGCCAGCGGCAAGAACAUAGCAGACGACAGUCCCAGUCCAUACGUCGGCUUCAUCGAUCUUGAAAACUCUCUGCCCGGAGAGAGCAGGGCCGCCGCUAAGAAACCGAAGAAGCAGGUUGCUCCGCGAAAAUGUCCAUGUCACCCUCCGGAAGAGAUAGCUUCUUCGGACCUCUCUCUCUCGCCACGCGGUGAACUCCGGGCUCGAGAAAAACGAUCCCGUCGCUCUCAGUCUCCAAAGUCACCGCCAGGCGGCUGCUACCGUAUUCCCCAACAGGGUCAGCUACAGAUCAUCAUCAAGAAUCCAAAUAAGACGGCCGUUAAGCUCUUUCUUGUACCGUAUGACCUCGAGGGCAUGGAGCCUGGCACCAAGACCUUCAUUCGACAACGGAGCUAUUCCACCGGCCCGGCCGUGGACAUUCCACAAGCCAGUCCAACACCGGACUCCCAGGAUAAACCAGUCCUUCGCUACCUAAUCCACAUCAACAUCUGCUGUCCGUCCCGGGGCCGUUUCUAUCUCUACUCCGGCAUCCGCGCCGUAUUCGCAAACCGAGUUCCCGACGGCAAGGAGAAGCUACGGAACGAACUGCAGUAUCCAGAGCCACGAUUCAGUGCGUACAAAGUAUCCAAGGAAUCCGCCAGAUUCGCCGCUGAAAAAGCACAACAGCAUCGUCGUCGUAGCUCAGGCAUUCGACUAGGCGGCAGUAGCAGGGACCAGGAUAGGGACCAAAUCAGCCCUUCUUCAUCAUUUGACUCACGGCCGCUUCAGCCUGCAUCUGCUCUUCAGAACUCACCAUCGCUACACCCUCAAAUGCCUGGCCUUCUCAACUUCCGUAGACAUCCAGAGGACCGCGAUGACACAUUUUCCAGCCCGUUAUACAUGCCUCCUACAGCAUGGCGUAUGCGGCCCAGUGCAGGCAUGCUAGAUACCUUCGACGGCAUAUCAGGUGCCUCUACCUCUCCGCGAAGUAAAACGACCUCAUUCACAACCUCAUUCAACACACAUCCUCCUUCUCAGGACAUACAACAGCAACUAUCACUUCCCCCCUUACAAUCCAUGCACAAUUUUCAAGUGCCACGCCAACAUCCCCGUCCCUCCAGCCGCUCAUCCAACGCCGAAAGCCUUCUCUCUCUCAAACUAAGAGAUCUCAAUGAAUCAUCCCCAUCACAUACCCAACCCUCCUAA
Messenger RNA from Microsporum canis CBS 113480, 2364 nucleotides. RefSeq lists its product as hypothetical. The coding region runs from base 1 to 2364 and encodes 787 amino acids. The record is from RefSeq and is a predicted model, not a curated record. The transcript has 2 exons. Lineage: Eukaryota; Fungi; Ascomycota; Eurotiomycetes; Onygenales; Arthrodermataceae.